Molecule: messenger RNA, 1858 nt
Organism: Blastocystis hominis
Lineage: Eukaryota; Bigyra; Opalinata; Blastocystidae
Exons: 6
Coding region: 1-957 (318 amino acids)
Source: RefSeq, a predicted model, not a curated record
AUGAUGAUGUGCUUUUGUUCUAUGUUUGUUUUCAGUCUUGAUCGGGUUUUGACCACAUUUAUUCUUUUUUCAUUGUUGGUUUUUAGUUGCAGGAUGAACUCUAUUUACGUUACCCCCAUACCGAGCAUUGUUUUUAUUCACAGUGCUGUCAAUUUUCGUGUGUUUUUAGUCGAUCAAUCUUCCUCUCCUAUCCAGACCAAUGAGAAAUUUGCCGUGACACUAUUGUACGAAGACGGAACCCCUGUUAAAGAGUCAUCUUCUGCUAUGUUGUUGAACGGGUUAAAUGGUAAUGGGUUGAUUCCGAACAAUGUAUCAACGGUUUUGGUAAUGUCGCAACUCUCGUAUUGCCACAAAAACCAGAAGUUUAAGCUUAUGGUCGAGGCCACAUUGGGUCGGUCGAUCAAGACCGUAUAUACAAGUCCAUUUCUAGUUGUAAAUUACCAAAUUCGAAUUCGGAAUCCAAUUCCCAAAGAAUGGUACAAGGACGAGGGUGGGAAAAAGAAUAGCAUUUUGCUGCAGCUCGAGUUAGUCGACAUGGCCAACCACGUUGUGACCUACGAAAUUCACCGCAGAAGAAAGAUAGCGCUCCAGCUCACGCUGCUGUACGACGAUUACACGGUGGUGCACAACAUGAAAGAAGGCGGCAAGAGCAUUCUGUGCUACAACGACCAAGAGCUGCAAUUGAACGAGAACGUGCUUUCUUGUUUGUUCGUUGAUUGGAAGGGCACUUGCGAGCUAAACGUUCGAAUCGAGAGUGUAUCCAAGAACCACAAUAGCAAGCUCUUCGUGAUCUGCAUCCAGCCGAACAUCGCUUUGUACCCGCAGAACGCGGAUAUCGCUGGAGGCUACACCACCCCCAUCUGUGUGAAAUCGAAGCGAAUCACUCGAAAACGUUUUGUUAGUUCUGAAUUCCCGAUCCCUGAAUUGGGUGACAAAUCGAAACGUACGUUCUUUUAAAACGCCUCACUCGCAGGACUUCCAUCGUCCUCCGAAGGUACAUUCAGCCGCCCACUCCUAUCCUGUAGCGGUUUCCAUGGAAAAAGCGCAGGAUUCGCUCCGAUUUCUCCUCAACUACACAAUGCAAUGCAACAAGCUCUUCGACGACUUGCAGUGGCAAGUGGUCGGGUACGCCGCCCUUCUUUUCUUUCCCUUACGCACAGCCACGAAAACAUGGGCGGCAGCACGCAGGAGAUCAAGCGCUGUCCCAGCUGCUGGACGUAUUUCGACCAUCGCAAAGACGACCAAGCGCACGCUCCCAACUGCUCCCUCGCUUCUCUUUUCGCUCUGUUUCCACGGUUUCCACGAUUCACGGGUAGACAGGACAGCGUGCUGCAGGCGUUCAGCGUGGUGAAUGGGUACAUCGAGUCCAAUUCCCAUCCCCCCGCGGUGAACUCCUUCCAGUACGGGCUGUCCCCCGUCCCGCAGCCCGGCCUCCCCGCGAUUCUCCCUCCGAGCAGCGUUCCGUUCUACCCUCCGUCGUUCGACCCGAGCCAGCUCGCGCUCAGCUGCGACCUCCCCGAGGAAGCGUCCUGCGUGUGCAUCUUCAAGUCGAUGCAGGUACCUCCGCGCUGCGGUCUCGACCGUAGAACAUGCAGUACUUCCCCGUUCUCAAUCGCUCGAACAAGCUGGUCGCUCGCUCUCCCUUCUGCUCACGCGUAGAUUGGGAUUUUGUACUACGGACAGACCUCCGGGCAGUACCAGAUGCUCUACUACCAGCGCGAGCUCUUGCAGCCGCUGCUCUGCCAGCAGACGGAGACCGUGCUGGGGACCGAGGAGCUGCUGCGGAUCGAGCGGCAGGCGCAGUCGAUCGAGCAGUUUAAGAAGCAGAUCUCGCUGCAUCUGAGCGAGUAUUUCUCCU